Molecule: messenger RNA, 888 nt
Organism: Prunus dulcis (almond)
Lineage: Eukaryota; Viridiplantae; Streptophyta; Magnoliopsida; Rosales; Rosaceae
Exons: 3
Coding region: 1-888 (295 amino acids)
Source: RefSeq, a predicted model, not a curated record
AUGUCUGGGACCUCCAACAACACCAUCAAACAUUAUGUCCACUCCAUCUAUGAUCACCAGGUCUUCAGCAUCGAGCAGGGACGCUUGCCGAAGACGCAAAAAUCUGGCUGGGCCCCCAUUACCUUUUGCGAGGAAGAGGAACGUAGUGUUAUUCUCCCCUAUUAUGACCCACUCAUUAUCCAUGCAGAUAUUUCUAACUUCGACGUUGGGCGUAUCUUGGUGGACACUGGCAGCUCAGUCAGUAUGAUGUUUGCUGAUGCUUUCAACGAGCUCCAGGUCCCUGCUCAUUUGUUCGACCGAAGCAUCACACCUUUUGUGAGCUUCUCUAGUGAUGUUGUCCAGCUCAUUGGAAGCAUCCAUCUCCCUAUCUCUAUUGGUUCAGCACAACAGCGGGCGACGGUCACCACUCUCUUCCUCAUUGUUGACUAUCCCACAACCUACAACGCACGGUGCGUGGCGACCAACUUGGCUCCUAAAGCUGCUAUGCUUCAGCAGUCAAGUCCACCAAAACGCCAACAUAGGAGUAAGGCCCUUGCUGUAACCAAGGCUUCAGCCCUUCCCCGAGCAGGCUCUGAACGACCUGAAGACCCUAGGGAGGAAUCGAAGCGUCACGCCUAUGACCCAGAGAGGUACGAGGCCAUGAAAAGGGAGGUGGAUAAGCUAAGCAGCAUUGGAUUCAUCAAUGAGGUGGACUAUCCCACCUGGCUGGCUAAUUUGGUGAUGGUUCGUAAACCAAAGAAAGGCUGGCGUAUGUGUGUGGAUUGCACAAACCUUAAUCGGGCUUGUCCAAAGGAUAGCUUUCCUUCACCUCGAAUCGACCAGCUUGUGGAUGCCACAGCUGGCUACACCCUCCUCAGCUUCAUGGAUGCUUACUCUGAGUAUAGCUAG